Molecule: messenger RNA, 1311 nt
Organism: Corvus hawaiiensis (hawaiian crow)
Lineage: Eukaryota; Metazoa; Chordata; Aves; Passeriformes; Corvidae
Gene: AIRE
Product: autoimmune regulator
Exons: 12
Coding region: 1-1311 (436 amino acids)
Biological process (GO): humoral immune response; regulation of transcription by RNA polymerase II
Cellular component (GO): nucleus; cytoplasm
Molecular function (GO): DNA binding; DNA-binding transcription factor activity, RNA polymerase II-specific; translation regulator activity
Source: RefSeq, a predicted model, not a curated record
AUGGCGGGGCCGGGCAGCGACGGGGACCUGCGGCGCCUGCUGAAGCUGCACCGCACCGAGAUCGCCAUGGCGGUGGACGACGUCUUCCCGCUGCUGCACGGCCUGGCUGACCACGACGUCGUCCCUGAGCACAUCUUCAAGGAGACGCUGAGCCGGACGGAGCGGGAGGGCUCCCACCGCGCCUUCCACGCGCUGCUCACCUGGCUGCUGGGCCGCGACGCCGCCGCCGUCCGCGACUUCUGGGCCGUCCUCUUCAAGGACUACAAUCUGGAGCGGUACUCCCGGCUCCGGCCUCUCCGCGGCGCCUUCCCCAGAGAGGUGGAGCUGGGGCGGCAGCGCCGUGGAAGGCGUCUCUCCCCGAGCCCCACAGCACCGGCCCCACACAGACCCCAAGGCAAGAGGAAAGCCCCCGAGGAGCGGGACAAGGCCCGGGCGGCACAGCCCGCUGCACGGCACAGCGCCAGUCCUGGGCCCCUGGUGAAGGCAAAGGCUGUGAAGAGGUCGGAGGGCACAGAUACCCCCCGCACCUCUCGUGCCAGCGGCAGCUCCAAGACAGGCAGCAGAGCUGGGGACGAGCCAUAUACCCCAGCUGCCUCUGAGGAGCCAGAGGCCAGGAGCAGAAGCCACAGCCUGAAGGCCCCUCUGCACCCCCAGGGCCAGCUGCCAGCUGCCACUGUGUACAGUCAGGACCCUGUGCCCCACCAGGAGAACGAGGAUGAGUGUGCAGCAUGCGGUGAUGGUGGUGAGCUCAUCUGCUGUGAUGGCUGCCCCAGGGCCUUCCACCUCGCCUGCCUGGUGCCCCCACUGCCCCACGUCCCCAGUGGGACAUGGCGAUGCGGCUCCUGUGUGGAGAGUGUGGCUGAGCCAGGCCGGCUGCUGGAGGCAGACUUGGCUGUGGAGAGACCCCCCGAGAUCCUGGGGGAGGCAGCACGGGACACCCAGCCGGGUGGAGCUAAGGGGAGUGUCUGCAGCCACUGCUGCACCCGGAUCCCCACUCCCCGACACUGUCCUGCUCCCAGUGGGGACCCCAGGGGGCUCCUGCUGUGCACAUCCUGCACAGGCACCCUGGACACAGGCAGCCUGGGCACCACUGCAGCAGCUGGAGACCAACUGCUUCCGGCAGCCAAGGCAGAGGACGGAGCCCUCGGCAGUGAACCUGUGCUGAGUCGGGAUGAGCUCGAUGCGCUGCUGGCACGGGGGUGGGAGGGUGCGGCCAGGGCCGGGGCCGACGAGAAAGACCCCACACGGGCGGAGUUCUCGCAGCUGGGGGAGCAGAGCGGCAGCAGCCGCGGCUCGGUCAUUCGGCCAUGA